AGGCUAGUUUAGUUUUACGACCUAUUGCACGCUAACGUACCUAUUCAUUUCUUCACUCCUUUUUGUUCUUUUUCUUCGAUUGUUUUCGUGUUCAUGAAAUGAGUUGAGUAUCUCACACAAAUUCUGACGAAGAAUGCAUGAGUACAAUCGAAAUACCGCUGUUAGUUCCGUCCAGUAGCAUGACCACCGUUUCAUCCACAAACACAGGCAGUACUGCAACUACCAGCACGGAACACAAAUUGUAUCCUCAAAGAUGGAUUAUAAUGGUUUUAUUCAUGCUCUAUACAAUUAACGGUGGAAUGCAAUGGAUUCAGUUUUCCAUAAUUAACGAUAUCGUAGUGAAAUAUUAUUCGGUAUCGCCUACCACCGUAGAAUGGACAUCGAAUAUAUUUCCUUUAUCGUACAUUUUAUGCAUAGUACCAUCGCUUCAUGUGCUCGAACGAAUUGGAAUCAGAAACAUGAUGUUAAUAGCAACAACUGGAACUUUUACAGGAGCUUGGAUCAAAGUAUUUUCAGUAGCACCUAAUCGCUUCUACUUGGUAUUACUAGGUCAAGCAUUUCAAGCGAUAUUUGAAAAUUGUACAUUUGCAAUCGCAGCUAGAUUUACAGCCGUGUGGUUUGGUGCGAAAGAAAUUUCCAUCGCAGGAGCACUAGCUUUAUUCGGAGAUCAAGUAGGUGGUGCGAUAGGAUUCAAAUUGCCAUCACUUAUGAUUCAUGAUAAUUCUAAUACCGCGGUAAUUGAAGAUGGUUUACGACGAAUGCAUUGCUCAAUAGCUGCUCUUUCUACUCUAGUCUUAUUACUGAUUAUCACAUUUUUCAAAGAAAAGCCACCUUUGCCAUCCAGUGUUGCUCAAACCCUUCAAAACAAAGUGAAAACGGAACCGGUUUUGAAAAAACUGAAAUAUAUUUUGGAGCAGCCGUCCUUCAUAUUGAUACUUCUGUCAUACGGUUUAUGCAUAGGGGCAUUCAAUGCUUUCGCUGUUUUGCUCAAUCAGACGGUUCUGAAUCAUUUCCCGGGACAUGACGAAGCCGUCGGAAAUAUUGGCUUUGUACUCAUGUUAGCCGGAAUGGCAGGAUCACUCAUUCUUGGAUAUUCCUUAGAUAAAACUCAUUUAUUCAAGGAGAAUGCAGCUUUUGUAACAAUAUGUACCACCAUCUCAGUGAUAUUAUUUACUUGUUCCUUGACGAUCCACGAUAUUCGUUUUGUGUAUGGAUCUGCAAUGCUGAUCGGGUUCUUCAUCCAAGGGUUUUACUCGACCGGAGUACAAAUGGCAAUCGAAGUAACUUAUCCGAUCACUGAAGAUGUUUCAUCCGCAAUAAUGAUGGCAUUCGUUCAUAUGGUAACUCUAAUCCUCACAUCAGGCUACGGGUAUGCGGUCAAGCAAUACGGAGAUAUGAAAUCCAACAUUGGACUCAUCUGUAUAUUUUCACUCAGCGCAACCUUCGCUUUAUUUAUACCACCCAAUUUAAAAAGACAAAAAUUCGAACAUUCUGUGGAAGUUGAAGAAAUUCAAGAAUUUUUAUAAGUAAAUACCAUACAAGUAAAAUACCACAUGCGUCAAGAUUUCCAUUACUCGGAUUCCAACAAGGGAAAUGAGAUCCGAGAAUACAGAUUUGAACGAAGCAUGGAUUGGCAGAUAUGUAUGAAACAGUUCAUUCAAAAAGUACUCGAAUUCAAAUUUUUUCAAUUAGUCACUGGAUAGGUACAUAAAAUAACUAUCUACUCGUGAUAGCGUCCAACUUUUGAAGCAAUUAGAGGACAGAAAUCGACUUCAAUUGACUGUAUGUAACCCAUUUCAAAAUCAAAAAAAAAAAAAAAAAAAAGUUAACAGAACAAAUUUGUCAAGAAUGUUAUAAGCAUCGUCAAUAAUUGGAAAAACAUUUCAAAAUGAAAGGUACACAUUCCAUUUUCCAUAUUUUCAUUUUUAAAAAAUCGAUGAUUAAAUAAAAAAGAUCAAAACAUGGUAAAAUGCGAAUUAUACCUAUAUACCUACCUAUCUCACUAAAUUUUUUACACACACCAGGAGGUAAGUGGCACUUUACCGCUCGCUGCGCGGGCGAUAAACGCCACUUUCCUGCACCACAGGCAUGUAAAAUCGCGUACCUACACACCACGGGAGUUGAUAAAGAAUGCCUCAGAGCACAUGUUUAACGCCCUCGCCGAGCAUGCGCUCUGAGACGUUCUUUAUUUCACCUCCCUUGAUGUGUAAUAUACUAUUAAAUUUUAUUAGUUUAUACAUAAAAAUUGUAAAAAUUGAGAUGUUCUCAGAAUGCAACAUUUUUUAAAAAUUAAAAAAAAAUGGAGGAAAUUGCAACUAUUGAAUACCUUAUUGAGCAUGAAUCAACUUUAUAAAAUGCAAAGUCACAACUACAAUGAGUGGAUUUAAAAUUAUUGAAAUUUGUAGUAAAAUGCCUUUCAAAGAAAUUUCAUCGGGUAGUAAGAUAACAAAAUAUUUACUGACCAUGAGAUAUUUUGGUAUUGUAUAUUUUUCAAUUUCCAAUUACUGUAAAAUUUAAAAUUUUUCCUGGAAAAUUUCACUUUUUUGGAUGCUUGUUUGACAAUUGGAGAAGAUCUUAUUAACGUGUAUCCACAAAAAAUACUUGUAAAGGGAACCGAACAAUCUGAUGGUUUCAACUUCAACCAAAGUUAAAUUUUUUGAAGAAUACUGCCGAAAUUUCCUACAAUCAAAUAUUCAGCCAGAAGCAUUCCCCGCUUUUUACCAAAUUUUUGAUAGUUUGAAAUUUGAAUGUUUAUGUUUUCUAGCAUAGAAGUAGUGACUAUUUCUAAUAACAAAAAGUAGGUACUUUCUACUUUUCCAGGAAAAUUGAUCUUGAUGUCGUGAAAUCAAAUUUUACUGAUUCAGGCUAUUUCGAGCUUUCAGCAUGAUUUUUAUUUUUUCAUGAACUUUAAAAAUCCUACCUAAGAGAAGGAAAAUAAUUAGAGAUGGCGAAAAUGUUGUUUCCUUGUAGGCUUGUGCCUUCAAAGUGUUCAAUCCGAAAAUUCGAGAUGUUCAGCUGAAAUUUGCGGGAAAGAUAGAUUUUGGGUGAGAAGCCAUAAAAAAAACUAAUUAAGUAGUCGGCACCAUUAUCAACAUCAACAGCUUUGGAAAAAAUUAGAAAAAUAGAUUUCUCGCUGGCCACGAAACUUGGUUUUCGAAGUCAAUGUGAGCCAGGGACGGAACACACUUCACAGUAAUUUUACUGGAAAAGUAGCUGGUACUUUGUUUAAAAAAAUUAAAUUUCUGUCAAGAAAUGACAAUUUUCAAUGAAAAAAAAUGAAUGGAAAAAAAAUUUCAACACAUUAAAAUGUUGAUUAAUGCAGCUGGAAUUUCUGGAAAACGAGAGUUCGGAACACACUCUUUACAAAACUUCAAAUUUUAUUCAAACUAGAGCCAGACAGGUCACGUGGUUUUCAGGUUGGAAUAUUCUGCAUUUUUGAAAAUUUAUCUAGCUUUUCUAUUGUUUCCAUUAUGAAUACACCAUACUUUGUAACUAUUUUCUGAUAAUGAAAAGUUAUUCGUGAUA
This is a messenger RNA of Planococcus citri (citrus mealybug), 3525 nucleotides long. RefSeq lists its product as uncharacterized. The coding region runs from base 138 to 1526 and encodes 462 amino acids. Gene Ontology annotation, biological process: transmembrane transport; heme export. Gene Ontology annotation, molecular function: heme binding; heme transmembrane transporter activity. Lineage: Eukaryota; Metazoa; Arthropoda; Insecta; Hemiptera; Pseudococcidae. Gene Ontology annotation, cellular component: membrane. The record is from RefSeq and is a predicted model, not a curated record. The transcript is spliced from 9 exons.